This is a messenger RNA of Mus pahari (shrew mouse), 3525 nucleotides long. RefSeq names its product UBX domain protein 2A (gene Ubxn2a). Gene Ontology annotation, molecular function: ubiquitin binding. The coding region runs from base 184 to 960 and encodes 258 amino acids. The transcript has 7 exons. The record is from RefSeq and is a predicted model, not a curated record. Lineage: Eukaryota; Metazoa; Chordata; Mammalia; Rodentia; Muridae. Gene Ontology annotation, biological process: autophagosome assembly; membrane fusion; proteasome-mediated ubiquitin-dependent protein catabolic process. Gene Ontology annotation, cellular component: nucleus; cytosol.
GCGCGCGCCAGGCGGCCUGACGGAAGCGGGUCAGAUCUGCGCGGCGAGGCCGCUGGUCCCGGCAGGGUUUCCCGGCGCUCCGGGGCUGAGGGGCUUCAGCCCAGCGGCGCCGGCGCCGGCGCUUGCCUGACCCGGGGGACCCAGGACUAGGCCGUGGGGCCGCGCCCUGAGUAGCAGAAGAGAAUGAAAGAAGUAGACAAUCUUGACAGUAUAAAAGAAGAAUGGGUUUGUGAAACAGGAUCUCCUGACAGUCAACCCCUCAAUGAUAAUCAACAAAAGGACUGUGAAUAUUUUGUUGACAGCCUUUUUGAGGAAGCAGGGAAGGCUGGUGCCAAAUGCUUGUCCCCCACUGAACAGAAGAAACAGGUAGAUGUAAAUAUAAAAUUGUGGAAAAACGGAUUCACUGUCAAUGAUGAUUUUAGAAGUUACUCUGAUGGUGCAAGUCAGCAGUUUCUGAACUCCAUCAAAAAGGGGGAAUUACCUUCAGAAUUACGGGGAAUUUUUGAUAAAGAGGAGGUGGAUGUUAAAGUUGAAGAUAAGAAAAAUGAAGUAUGUAUGUCUACAAAGCCUGUGUUCCAGCCCUUCUCAGGACAGGGCCACAGACUAGGAAGUGCUACACCAAGAAUCGUUUCUAAAGCAAAGAGUGUUGAAGUUGACAAUAAAAGUACUUUGUCUGCUGUUUCACUGAACAACUUGGAGCCCAUUACCAGGAUCCAGAUCUGGUUAGCCAAUGGGGAAAGAACUAUCCAAAGAUUUAAUGUUUCUCAUAGGGUGAGCCACAUCAAAGACUUCAUUGAAAAAUACCAAGGAUCUCAGAGAAGCCCUCCCUUUGCCCUGGCAACAGCUCUGCCCUUCCUCAGGUUUCUGGAUGAAACGCUCACAUUGGAAGAAGCAGAUUUGAAGAAUGCUGUAAUCAUUCAGAGACUCAAAAAAACUGCCGAGCCUUUUAGAAAACUUUGAUAGUUUUUAUUUUUGAGAGACUGAGAAAAAUGAUGGUUGCAAGUAGACAUGCAAAGUGGGAGACAGAAGUCAGUAUGACUAAACUUGCAGUUUGAGGGCUUCUUAAUCCCUUAUGGGGGGGUUCAGUCAUCACAAGCUAGGGGAGUGACGUGGCUCUAAGCCAGGGUCAGUGCACUUUUCUCAACAGGCUAUUCAGAAAAAAAUACCUAUUUUUCAAAUAUUAGCCAAUAUGACAUAUUAAAUAGCUGUGUCAUUAAUCUUAAUGUGGUCUAAAUUAGCAGAGUAUUCAAUUAGCUAAAUCAGCAUCCGCAUUCAUAUAUUAUUUCCAAACAGCAGAUAUUUAUAUAAAUGUUAGCUAUCUCAGUUUUUAAAUAGCAAUACAUUAAAAUAUUAUCCAUGCCAUAUUAAAAAGCAUCAAUGUAAUUAUUAUAUUGCCAGUGCUUCAUCCUCAGAGCUUCUCAGUUUCUACUCUGUGAUGGCAAAAGAUACUCAAAUACUCAUUUGGCAACUGUAUCCAAGAUGUAGACCCUUCUAGGAAUAAAAUUGUGUAACUUAGUAUAAUAUCAAUAUUAAUCUAUAUACACAGUUUUCUAUACCUCUACAUGUAAUUUUAUGGACUGGGAAUGUAGUUCAGUGGUAGAGAGUAUUUGCCAUACAUACAUGAGAUUAGUUUAAAUCCAUCCCAGCACUACAAAAAAAAUCCUUUCAAUUCGUAAUGUAAGAUCACACACAAAACUGGGCGUGGUGGUGCAUACCUUUAAUCCCAGCACUUGGGAGGCAGAGGCAGGUGGAUCUCCAAAUUCAAGGACAGCCUGUCCUAUAGAGCUAAUUAAUUUCCAGGGUUACACAGAGAAACCCUGUCUAGAAAAGAAAACUCUAGAGAAGUUUUCAAAUCUUUACUCAUUUAAAAAUAACUUUGAAACUGCCCACAAGUACAUGCCUAGCUCACACCAAGCUGACAGGAUAAGAGCCCAGGAGUUGGGUCAGCAUAAGAGACAUAGCAAAACCCUGUCUCUUGAUAGUAACAGCUUUCCCACCCGGAGAGAUAGAUGGCUCAGCCAUUAAGAACACUGGCUGCCCUGGCUGUAGAUCCAGGUUCAGUUUCCAGUACACACAUGGCAGUGCACAGCCAUCUGAAACUACUGCUUCAAGAUAUCCAACUCCCUCUUCUGGCCUCUGUGGGCACUGCAUUCAAGUUAUACGUAGACAUACAUGCAGACAAAACAUCAUACAUAUUAAAUUUUAAAAAAUUAAUCUAAUUUUUUUCAGUGAAUGGAAAGAUUUAUUGAGAAAGGUGGCAUUGUAUUCCUUUCCUCCAAAAAUGUAAUGUCUAACUUAAUGAGGAUAAAGAUUCUCACCUGUUUCAUAUUCACUGUGAUGCAGUAUCACAUAGUUUAUACUCUCUAGAAGACAAUGUUCCAUUUGUAGGAAUGAAAAAGAAACAUUUAACUAUAUGAUUAGGAAAGACAGUUUGACAAAGGGUCAUUUGGGAAUCCUGGCCAAACAUGGGAAUUCACACUGAUCAUAAGCACUUGAGAGGCUGAGGCAGGAGGAUUACUAGGAAGGUCAAGGCCAGCUUGGGCUACAGAAUGAGAGUCUGUUAAAACAACAAAGUCUAUUCCUGCCCCUGUCACAAGCAUUGUGCUUCACUGUCUGAGAUGGGUGACAGCUGCACUUGGAACUUGAGUGUCUUGUAGGUAUUUGGUGUAAACGCAGGCAUCCUACACUAGCCCGAGUCCACCCUGUAUGCCUCACCAUGGACAGCGAAUGGCUCCACCCAAGUAGUUUCCACAGUUGAGCUUUAUCCUCUUGCCAAGUUUCCUCAGGCUGUGCCUUGCCGCCCAUCCACAGAUGAGGCAGGGCUGGAAAGUGUGAAUGAGGUUUUAAGUAAGACUCAGGAAUAACAAGAGGGAGCCUGUGCGUGUCGAGAUGUCCUUUCUUUCGGCCCGUCCCUCUGCAGUCCUGUUUUAAAGAUGCUUUCUUCCCUAGCUCCCAGGCUUCCAUGCCAGACUUGUGUAUUUUGGGUGGGCAGUGUGGAAUAGAGAGUGAAGGAGAGCAUCUUUAUUUUGCCCUUUACCUAGGAAAGCAGCAGGUAUAUAAUAGGAAGAUUAAAUAUUGUAUUGUAUUACACAACACUAUCAGACCCCUUUUUAGCAAUAUAAACAAUUCAUUAACAAAAAGGGGAUAGUAAAAUCAAUGGUUUAUUUUUCAGAUAUAGGCAAAAACUUAUGAUUGUUAAUAUGUUCAGGAAUCUCUAAGGAAAUGUUUCAUAUAGGCCUAUCCUGAACCCUUUUUAUUUACAUAGUUAUAAUUGUAGAGUACAUGCCAGGGGAAUGUUCCACCAGGAAGAACAAUCAUCAGCAAUAAGUUGCAUUUUUUAAAACUGUGAAAAUGUUAAUGUAAAUAAUGUUUGCAGCCAGGCGUAGCUUAGUACAAUAUCAAUAUUAAUCUAUAUACACAGUUUUCUAUACCUUCUACAUGUAAUUUUAUGGACUGGGAAUGUAGUUCAGUGGUAGAGAGUAUUUGCCUCACUCGGGAGGCAGAGGCAGGUGGAUUUCUGAGUUU